Molecule: messenger RNA, 826 nt
Organism: Scomber japonicus (chub mackerel)
Lineage: Eukaryota; Metazoa; Chordata; Actinopteri; Scombriformes; Scombridae
Gene: rdm1
Product: RAD52 motif containing 1
Exons: 8
Coding region: 23-826 (267 amino acids)
Cellular component (GO): nucleolus
Molecular function (GO): RNA binding
Source: RefSeq, a predicted model, not a curated record
UCCAUUUUAUGAAACCGGAAAAAUGGCGGUCCAGGUGGACCUGGUGGAGUUCGUGGUUCCUGUGGAGAACAAUAAGACGGUGUUUGUGUGGAACAUCGAGCCGUCUCAGACUCACGCUGACGUUUAUCGCAGCCUGCACGCCGUGUUCUCGUCCUUCGGUCCGCUCUACCUGCUGAAGGUGUUUCCUCUGAGUCCUGCCGGUUUUUACGGUUUGGUGAAGUUCUACUCGGCCGCUCACGCCGCCGCCGCUCAGCGACGCACUGACGGACGCUCGCUGUUCCAGAGCUCUCCACUCAAGGUGAGGCUGAGCUCCAAACAGACACCUCACUUCCUGUCUGACGGCAGACCGCUGAGCCAUGCCCGCUGCCUGGAACUGGCCAAUCACUGCCUGGGAUUCAACGGCUGGACCUCUGACAUCAUCACAAUGAAGGAGCUCACCAACGAAGAAGAGGAGGAGGAUGGCGAGGUCAGACGGAGGCUCAGGUUCGGCUGUCUGCUGCAGCUCAGCUUCCCUCGUCACGGUCAGAACACCCGAGGAGCCGCCGCCGCCGAACACUGCUUCACCUGCACAGGUCCAGACGUUCUGAUUCAGCAGCGACGUCGACUUCAGAGACUCGUCACACAAAAAGCUCUGAUCCACGCGUUCUCCUCAGUCCUGCUCAUACUGCUGGCUGACGGUAAAGUGAUGGUGGAACUGAAACAGACCUCAGAUCAGUUUAUACCUGAACACACUGAAGGAGUCCUGCAGGUAAACGAGGUGAACUGGACCGACUGCCCUGAUGAAGAUGAUGAUGAUGAUGAAGAGUGGGAUCUCACGGUGUCUUAG